This is a messenger RNA of Carcharodon carcharias (great white shark), 1607 nucleotides long. RefSeq lists its product as uncharacterized. The record is from RefSeq and is a predicted model, not a curated record. Bases 248 to 1189 code for a protein of 313 amino acids. Lineage: Eukaryota; Metazoa; Chordata; Chondrichthyes; Lamniformes; Lamnidae. The transcript is spliced from 6 exons.
CACCCAGUUUCUGCAGAGCAAACACCAUCAAGGAAUCAGAAAUGGCACUUGGUGCUUUGUUUGUGGGUCUCUUUCUUCUGCUUCAACAUGUUACAGGUGGUGGAAAGAUUUUGGGAAGCCAGGAGGAUUCACCUAUCUCAUCGCCCGAGGAUCAGGAGAUUGCACCACUCUACAAUGCAAUGUCCCCACUGGUGCUGGGAAUGUAGGAACCUUGUGCGAAGUCAGUAUUUCCAAUCAUCAAGCAAAAAUGAACAAAACGUGUAACAAAAAAGCAAAGGAAAUGACUUAUUCUGGAAAUAUCGAUCCUGAGAAGAAUAAUGGGCAAAAGAAGCUGCAGUGUGUAGAAUGCAAAACAAAUGAAGGUGAAAAUAAGUCACUGACAUUUGGUGUGAAGCCAGUUCGCUCGAUGAUAUUUACCUGCGCGUUUCAGGAUUCCACAGAAAAAGGAUCAAAGUGUCCAUCCUGGAAGACACUGACAGAGGAGGGAUGUGAAAACCACAACUUGUUCUUUGUGAUAAACCUGGACGAUUCAAAUGGAACAUUUUUGACUGAUGAAAGCUCCUCGUCACUGACAGUGACAGAGAGAGAGAAUGUGACUUUACCCUGCCAGUUUGAGCUUAGAAAAAGCCUACCCUUCACUCUGGUUUGGAUCAUAUCUGGAAAUAACAAGUGUCUGCAUUCUGUUCAUAUUGAGAGUUAUGCAGCACAUUCUAACACACGAUGCUGUGUGGGUAGAGAGUCAUCACAAAGAAUCUCUUACCAAAGCUCAAACAAGUCCACUGAUAAAGAACAGUCUCACAACCUUACUAUUCACUCAGUGAAGGUGAUGGACACUGGGAGGUAUCUCUGUGUUGUACACUGGGCGGAGUCAGAGAAACCUAUCUGGAUGAUUGCAGCAAACAUCUCCCUUGAUGUGACAAGUGCAGAAUCUUCAGGUACCCUCACCUCAACAUCUGGAAUAUCCUCAGUGACCAGCAGUGGAACUCCUAUCAACAGUAAAAGUCCUUAUACCAGCUGCAGUAACACGUGUAUCCUGGUUUUGUAUGCGGUUGCACUGAUUUGCAUUGAUGGAGUAAUUUGCAUAAUCAGAAGAGUAAAACAAUCUGCCAAAGCUGGGCAGACCACAUGGACCAUGAAUGUGAGGGUCGUAAACGACCUCCCAAAAAUCAAAUGCGGUUUCAGUUUGUAACAUGGGAGAUGCUUGAAAUGCAGAUAAAUCUUCUCAACCACCCCGCAAAUGAUAUAAAACGGCUGGCAGCAGAUCCUUGGCUUUCACAGAUUGUUCUGAAGUUAUGUGGCUAUCAACACAAAACAACGAGACCGACUCUGAUUUUCCACUCUCACCGACACAGGGCAUGAGAUCCCACAGUUGAAGAAUGUUUGGUUACACUUUUCGGGGCUGAAAUUGGUCUUUCCCAUUUUGGACUUUGAAAUGAAAACGUGACACGGUGUGAAAUUCACUGUGCGUUUGACACCACUGAUGAAGAUCAAGCUCAUCCCCCACCAUCCCGGUUUCUCUUUAGAAAGGACAAUGCAUUGCUGCUUAUAAUACAAAAAAUAUAAUUAGUGUGAUUGGAAGUCACUGAAUAAACAUUGCUUUAAAAUUA